CCCGACCUCUCCGACUAGCCGACUACAUAUACCAUCGACCUGGUCUACCUCAAAAGUUGAACGACAUCUACAUCAUCGCGACCCCCUUUUCCUUCCACAACAAACAAACGCACUAUCUGAAUCACCCAACAAAAAAUCUAAUCGUGAGUCCGUGUACGGGGUAUGCUUGGAGGUAGUUGGCUGGGCAUUAUGGCUAACCCGACGACUGCGUAUCCGUCUUUUCUUUCCGACUGCCGCCUCACCUUGAACAACACAGUAUCUACCUAUAAACAUGUCUCACAACGAACACGCUGCUGGAGGUCUCGAGGGAUUGAACCUCGGUGCACCCGUGAGUGGAACUCCAAACGAGCAAAUCGAACGGGAUAUCGUACUGAUUACCUUGCCUUCCCACUCGACGUUCAGAUCGGAGGUGGAGUCUCGACCACUCCCGCUCACGGACUCGGUUCUUCCACCACCACCUCGACCUCGACCACCGGUAUCAACUCUGGUUUGACCUCGGGAUCGCACCACCACACUACCGACCGUGAUCACCUCGACCGAACCGGUGACGCCCACCGAACCUCGACCGGUGCCGCCGCUGCCAACGUCACCAAGCCCGGUUACGACCUCGAUGCCAAGAACACCACUUCAGGCGAGCGAGGUAUUGGAGGUGGACACGGAGGCCCUACGGCCUUCGAGUCGAACCCCGAGCGAGUCGGUACCGACCGAAAGCACGAUGGACCUAGGGACCACUCCCUCGGUGGUCUGACCGGAAGCACCGUCGAGGAAGUUCAGAGGCAGGGACCUGGUGUCGUCAGGUCGGGUGACCACGACUUGCACGGAAAGGAGACCCGAGGGAACACCUUUGGCGAGCUCGACAAGACUGGUUCUCACGGACACCACGACCGAGACCACACUCACGACUCCAGGACCGGAUCCAACGUUCCCGUUGUCGGAUCGCACGGCCGUGACCACGAGUCGAGGACCGGGUCCAACAUUCCCGUCGUCGGAACUCACGACAGGACCGGAUCCAACGUUCCCGUCGUCGGUGGAGGUGUCCCCCACGGUGAGCACCACUCUCACCACACCGGUGCUGGUGUCGCUGCCGGUGGACUCGCCGCCGGAGCCGGUGCCGCCGCUUUGGGUGCUGGAGGUGUCGGAGGUGCCAAGCCUUCGACCUACGAGGGUGUCGUCGGUGACAGCGUGACCGGACAGCAGCACUUCAAGGGCGGUGCUGCUGGUCUCGCCGGUGUCGGUGCCGGUCACAGGGAACCCGUCGGCGUCGUCCCCGUCGUCCCCGUUGCCGCUACCGGUGUUUCUCCGGCUACCUUGUCGCGAGAGGAGAAGCCUCACCACAAGGAGGAGACUGGCUUGGUCGCCGAGUUGAAGCAGGAGUUGAAGGACCACCAGAAGUCGGGUGGAUACUCGGACGCCUCGAAGCACCCCGAGUCGGAUGGUCCUCACGGUCUCGUCUGGCACAACGGCAAGUACGUGCACAAGCGAGAGUUGGACAACCACGGAUCGACCGGUGUUCCCCUCAAGUAGACGUACCGUAGAGACUAUUCUACUAGUAUUACAACUUUAAUGAACGUGUAGCUUGUUUGUCUUUCGAGCCUCUUUUCGUGUAUCCCUUCUUUGCGGCAUUUCGAUGCGAGUGAAAUAAUAAUCAAUUUCGAAUCGGAUGAGUGUGGCCUGGCGGUUAUCCUCCUAUCUUACGCAUCGAGAACGUGUGAGGAGUGGUUCAAGCUGAC
Filobasidium floriforme is the source of this 1730-nucleotide messenger RNA. RefSeq lists its product as uncharacterized. The transcript is spliced from 2 exons. The record is from RefSeq and is a predicted model, not a curated record. Bases 163 to 1524 code for a protein of 453 amino acids. NCBI's taxonomy places the organism in Eukaryota, Fungi, Basidiomycota, Tremellomycetes, Filobasidiales, Filobasidiaceae.